AGGAACGACAGAGGACAAGCCGACACUGCAGUCAGUGCAUUUCUGGAGGGGGGCCGUGUUCUUUAUUGGAUCUACCAAAUAGCCUACCACUGGACUGACAAGAACAAGUUAUUUCCACGGUGCAUCUUUUUACCUUUCAGUGAACUCUAUCCAGUAAGGUCUGGUGCAUUUCUGUAUUAACCUGGCUGAUGUCCUGUUUCCAUGCCAACUGGAGCCUCAGGUAAAGGCACACCUGAACCCUGCUGUCAGAAGGUGAACUCUCCAAACCAAGCCACACUCUACAGGAAUAUGCCCGGACUGCAUGAUGGACACCAACAUCACAGAGUUGGGCCUAUUGCCAACCUAUGCCCUGGAAGAGGGAAUCUACCCAGAGUCCACUCCAUGGCCACUACUCCAGAAUACAAGUUUCAUCAACUUCAGUUCUGUUUUUAAGCUCAAUGGGAGUAAUGUUGGAGCCGAAGGUCAAUCUUAUGAUCCUCUGGGUGGUCACUCACUCUGGCAGGUCAUCCUCAUCAGCCUGUUUACAGGUCUCCUCUCUCUUAUUACUAUUAUUGGAAACAUCUUGGUUAUGGUAUCAUUUAAAGUCAACCGCCAGCUCAAAACUGUCAACAAUUACUUUCUUCUGAGUUUGGCUGUUGCGGAUCUCAUAAUUGGCGUGAUCUCAAUGAACCUGUACACCACCUACAUCAUCAUGGGCCAAUGGGCAAUGGGAAACGGGGCGUGCGAUCUAUGGCUAACUGUAGACUAUGUAGCCAGCAAUGCAUCUGUUAUGAAUCUCCUAGUUAUAAGCUUUGACCGAUAUUUCUCCAUUACAAGACCUCUGACGUACCGCGCUAAACGUACCACACGGCGGGCAGGGGUGAUGAUCGGCCUAGCCUGGUUUGUGUCGCUUAUGCUUUGGGCACCCGCCAUUUUAUUUUGGCAAUACUUUGUUGGGGAAAGGACAGUGCCACCAGAUAAAUGCUAUAUUCAAUUUCUCUCUGAACCUAUUAUUACGUUUUGCACUGCUAUGGCAGCGUUCUACCUGCCCGUUACAAUAAUGAGCGUUCUUUACUGGCGUAUAUACAAAGAGACAGAGAAUCGCUCUCGGGAACUUGCAGGAUUACAAGGCAUGGGUGGACGAUUUGGAGGAGCAGAGCGACCGCAUUUCCACCUCCACACCACUGGGGGGAGCUCUAGAAGUUGCAGCAGCUUUGAACUGGGACAAACUGCCCACAGGCAAAGUUCCAUUCAUUGGCUGAGGGGCCGAUUCCACUGCUGGGGGUGGAAGUUGGGUGACGGAGUCAAAGGUGGGCCUCACCGGGAGGUGGAUCAGAGCAGCAGUGACAGCUGGAAUAACAACGAAGCUAGACUUUCGGCUGAUCACUCUGGCUCAUCUGAUGAUGACGAUAGCGCACCAUCCACCACACGGGCGAUCUUCUCCAUCGUCCUUAACCUGCCUGGCAUGAGGGCAGCUGUGAAUUCCCAGGUCACUUCCUGUGAUGAUUUGGAUGUGGCCUCGGAGGAAGUUCCAUUACGCUCCCCGAACGAGAAUGACGGAAGGGAUGGCAGCAUCUCACUUUCAGUCACAAACGGCAACAAGCCCUUUGUUGGAGGCAUAGGCAAAAUUCAGUCUAUGUCUGCCAUACAGCCAUCAACAACUGCUAGUAGCAUGGAUCCAAAUGCAGACAAUGCCAACACCACAAACAAAUCUCCAUCAGCGCCUAUAUCUUUCAAAGAAGCAGCACUAGCGAAGCGCUUCGCAGCUUGCGCAAGGACUCAAAUUACCAAACGGAAGCGCAUGUCGCUAAUUAAAGAAAAGAAAGCAGCACAAACUCUAAGUGCCAUACUUUUCGCCUUCAUUAUAACAUGGACACCGUAUAACAUCAUGGUGCUAGUAAACACUUUCUGCAAUGGCUGCAUACCUGAGAACCUUUGGGCGCUAGGCUACUGGCUAUGCUAUGUUAACAGCACAGUAAAUCCUAUGUGCUAUGCCCUUUGCAACAAGACUUUUCGUAGCACUUUUAAGAUGAUCUUGCUGUGUCGCUGGGACCAGAAAAAAAGCAAGCCAAGCUUUCAGCAAAGACAUGCUGUGAGGUUUCACAGGAGCAUACCAAGAGAUUAA
Xyrauchen texanus (razorback sucker) is the source of this 2104-nucleotide messenger RNA. RefSeq names its product muscarinic acetylcholine receptor M3-like. The record is from RefSeq and is a predicted model, not a curated record. Gene Ontology annotation, molecular function: G protein-coupled acetylcholine receptor activity; G protein-coupled serotonin receptor activity. Bases 302 to 2104 code for a protein of 600 amino acids. Gene Ontology annotation, biological process: saliva secretion; G protein-coupled receptor signaling pathway, coupled to cyclic nucleotide second messenger; regulation of vascular associated smooth muscle contraction. The transcript has 3 exons. NCBI's taxonomy places the organism in Eukaryota, Metazoa, Chordata, Actinopteri, Cypriniformes, Catostomidae. Gene Ontology annotation, cellular component: dendrite; plasma membrane; synapse.